Molecule: messenger RNA, 3883 nt
Organism: Quercus robur (English oak)
Lineage: Eukaryota; Viridiplantae; Streptophyta; Magnoliopsida; Fagales; Fagaceae
Product: pentatricopeptide repeat-containing protein At3g54980, mitochondrial-like
Exons: 4
Coding region: 49-2604 (851 amino acids)
Molecular function (GO): protein binding
Source: RefSeq, a predicted model, not a curated record
CACCGUUUCAUGCCUGUCCUGGUGAACGUUCUCUAAAAACACAGAAUAAUGAUGAUGAUGAUGACGAUGAUGAGAUCUUCAGUCACUUCUUCUCCAUUUCUUCUCCGCUCUUUAUUAAACCCUAAAUCUCUCUGCUCAUACCCACAAUUUCUCAAUAGACCUCAAUUUCCUGAGAAUCCCAACACCGAGAAAAUCACUUCAGAAUUCGAAUCCGAGUCUGAAUCCGAAAACGCAGUUUUCACCGAACCCAUUUCUCAAAACUCAGUUUUUACUCAAACCCAUCUCAUAAACACCCUCCUCACCCACAAGAACAACCCAAGAUCAGCUUUGAAUCACUUCAAACAGGUUGAGAGAAAGCGAGGCUUUGUUAAAACCGUGGAUGCUUUCUGUGUUUUGCUUCACAUUUUGGUGGGCUUCCCGGAGACUCAAAAACUUGCUAAAACCUUGCUUACUGACUGUGUUUUCGGGGAUUCAGCUCCGGCUCCGGAUGUUUUUGUCGAUCACUUAGUCGAAUGCGCCAACAGGUUUGGUUUCGUGUUGGAUUCGCGUGUUUUUAAUUAUCUGUUGAAUAGUUAUGUUAGAGCUAAUAGAAUUGAAGAUGCUGUGCUUUGUUAUAAUAGAAUGAUUAAGAGUGAUAUAAUUCCUUGGGUACCGUAUGUCAAUAUUCUUUUGGCUGCAUUGGUUAGGAGAAACAUGUUUGGUGAAAUACAUGAAUUGCACAAUAAGAUGGUAUGUAGAGGAAUUAGUGGUGAUUGCUAUACUGUACAUGUGAUGAUGCGUGCGUGCUUGAAGGACGGGAAGCCUGAGAAGGCAGAGGAGUAUUUUAGAGAGGCCAAGGCUAAAGGGAUAGAACUUGAUGCAGAAGUGUAUAGUAUUGUUAUUCAGGCUGUUUGUAAGAAACCCAAUUUGAGUUUUGCUUUUGUGUUAUUGAAGGAGAUGAAAGAAAUGGGGUGGGUUCCUUCGGAGGGUACGUAUACUUGUGUUAUAGGAACUUGUGUGAAGCAUGGGAAUAUGGUAGAGGCAUUGAGGCUUAAGGAUGAGAUGGUUAGUUGUGGGAAGUCAAUGAAUUUGGUUGUGGCGACGAAUUUGAUGAAGGGGUAUUGCAUGCAAGGGAAUUUGGAUAGUGCUUUGGAUUUGUUCAAUAAGAUUGGUGAGGAUGGACUUUCACCGAACAAGGUUACUUACUCAGUUUUGAUUGAAUGGUGCAGUAAGAAUGGGAACAUGGAAAAGGCCUAUGAGCUUUACACCCAAAUGAAAGAAAAGGGUAUCCAGCCUAGUGUCUUCAAUGUGAAUUCCUUAAUACUUGGGUUCUUGAAAUCUCGGUCACUGGAAAAUGCAUUCAAGCUGUUUGAUGAGGCAGUUGAAUGUGGAAUUGCGAAUGUUUUUACAUAUAAUAAGCUUUUGUCAUGGCUCUCUGAAAAAGGUAAGGUAAUUGAGGCUCAAGGUAUAUGGAAAAAAAUGACUGGCAAGGGUGUGGAACCUAAUGUAGUGUCUUACAACAACAUGAUACUUGGCCACUGCAGAAAGGGGGAUAUGGAUGUUGCAAAUAGUUUAUUUGUGGAGAUGAUAGAAAAGGGCUUAAAACCUAAUGUGAUAACGUAUUCUGUUUUAAUGGAUGGAUAUUUUAAGAAAGGUGACACUGAACGUGGCUUUGAUGUGUUUGACCAAAUGGUGGGUGUAAAUAUUGUUCCCACAGACUUCACAUUUAACACUGUUAUCAAUGGUUUGUGCAAAGUUGGCCGCACAUCUGAGGCAAAGGAGAUGUUGAAGAACUUUGUUGAGAGGGGUUUCAUUCCCUUCUGUUUGACUUACAAUAGCAUUAUAGAUGGAUUUGUCAAGGAGGGUGCCAUCAAUUCUGCAUUGUCUGUUUAUAGAGGGAUGUGUGAAAGUGGAAUUUCCCCCAAUGUGGUCACUUACACCAGCUUGAUUAAUGGGUUUUGCAAAAGCAAUAAUAUUGAUCUUGCUCUGAAAAUGCUGAAUGAGAUGAAAAGCAAGGGUCUUGAAUUGGAUGUCAUGGCAUAUUGCGCUCUAAUUGAUGGGUUUUGCAAAAGGCGAGACAUGGAAAGUGCACGUGAACUUUUUUCUGAACUUCAUGAGGUCGGUUUGUCUCCAAAUACAGUUGUGUACAAUAGCAUGAUUAGUGGCUUUAGGAAUCUAGAUAACGUGGAAGCAGCUCUUGACUUGCACAAGAAAAUGAUUAAUGAGGGAAUUCCGUGUGAUUUGCAAACGUACACUACAUUGAUUGAUGGAUUAUUAAAAGAUGGGAAAUUACCACUUGCAUCAGAUCUAUACUCGGAGAUGCUUUCCAAGGGUAUUUUGCCAGACAUCAUUACAUAUACUGUUCUAAUAAAUGGCCUAUGUGACAAAGGACAGCUAGAAAAUGCACGCAAGAUUUUGGAAGAUAUGGAUGGGAAGAGCAUGACUCCUAGUGUUCUUAUUUAUAAUACCUUGAUUGCUGGACACUUCAAGGAUGGGAAUCUGCAAGAAGCUUUUAGACUACAUGAUGAGAUGCUUGACAGAGGUCUUGUACCUGAUGAGAUUACUUAUGAUAUUCUUGUAAAUGGGAAAGCAAAGGCAGUAAAUAGUCUUGCUGGAGUCUUGUGAGUGUAAAUAACUGAUUGGAACCUCAACUGGAAUUGUUGGGGCAACUCAGGAAUCUUCAAUUUUAUUUUUCACAGAAAGGAGCCCACUCUUUUGGUCCUGGAAGCUCAGCAUGUGCCUUGGGUGCUUCUUCAGCUCCUGCGUUUGGAGGCUCUUCUUCAUCUUCUUCUGGUGCUUGGUUUAGUUUUCACUGUUAAAAAUGGGAGGAGGAUUUAGAGUGUUGCAUCUGGUCAGACCGUUUCUCUCAUUUUUGCCAGAAGUUCAGAGUGCUGACAGGAAAAUUCCCUUUAGAGAGAAGGUCAUUUACACUGUCAUUUCACUUUUCAUCUUUCGCGUUUGCCGUCAGCUUCCUCUGUAUGGCAUACACUCAACAACGGGUGCUGAUCCUCUAUUGGAUGCGUGUUAUUCUUGCAUCAAUCCGUGGGACUGUGAUGGAGCUUGGAAAUACACCUAUUGUGACUUCUGGGCUAGUGACGCAACUCUUGGCUGGGUCCAAGUUCAUUGAAGCGGACAACAGUGUCUGCGAGGAUUGUGCCCUCUUAAAUGGGGCACAAAAGUUGUUAGGCAUCCUGAUUGCUGUUGGUCUUGCAGUUGCCUAUGUCCUAUCUGGGAUGUACGGCAGUGUUGGUCAACUUGUGGGCAAUGCUAUUCUUAUAAUUAUUCAACUUUGCUUUGCCGGAAUUAUUGUGAUAUGCCUAGAUGAAUUUCUCCAGAAGGGAUAUGGUCUGGGGUCUGGGAUCUGGGAUCUCUCUCUUCAUAGCGACCAACAUCUGUGAAAACAUUAUUUGGAAAGCCUUUAGCCCCACAACGAUUAACAGUGGCUGGGGGGCUGAAUUUGAAGGUUCUGUUAUUGCUUUGUUUCAUCUACUGAUCACUAGGAGUGACAAAGUUCGUGCUCUUCGAGAGGCUUUUUACUAGCAAACCUCUCAAUAUACAAUAAAUUGACCUCCGGAUGAGUUGAGCUGAAUGGCACUUCCACAUGUCUUAAGUGCAUUUGGGGGGGGGGGGGGGGGGGGGGAGUAAUGUGUUGGCCUCGGUUUGCACCCCUGGGGGAAUGUAUUGGAGUCUACUGUUGUGAGUGGAAGGAGUGGCAACUUAUUUUUUACAUAAUAUACGUGAUGCUAUGUGCACAAUGCCAUCCUGUUAAUAGGAGGGUAUUGAUUAUAAUUUCAUAAACCCUUGCAAAUUCAACCUAUUGCAGCCGUUAAUUUGGGGGAGAACUUGAUCUAAGCAGGGAAAUGCAAUGAAAUGAACUUUGAUUUAAUGAAUCUGAUUUAAUACA